This is a messenger RNA of Candidula unifasciata, 3679 nucleotides long. The record is from the annotation of a GenBank genome assembly. Lineage: Eukaryota; Metazoa; Mollusca; Gastropoda; Stylommatophora; Geomitridae.
AUGGAGCAGGAUGAGCAAUUAAAUGUGCACGACAUUGUUUGGAAUUUCUCUGUCACUGAUCCCCGGCUUCAUUCAAAGGGAUUUACUGUUUAUAAAGUCUCCUGCAAGUGCUUUUCUAUAAAAUGCCCUGAACUUAUAACAGAGCUAGUGUGUUGGAAAAGAUAUAAUGACUUUAAAUUAUUAUACAAGUCCUUAAUGAACCUUCAUAAAGCUCAGCAUGGAAAUGAUCCUUUUCCAGAAUUUGUGAAGCCUACAAUUUUUGGUCGUUUUACUGAAAAUGUCAUUGAGAAGCGAAGACAAAGUGCUGUGGAGUUGUUGAAUUUUAUCAGCACUCGCCCACAUCUGUACAAAUCCCACACAUUUAAACAUUUUCUUGAAGAAGGAAGAGUCCAGUCAGACUUCAAUAAAAGAGGAUCACUUCUGGGUUCAAAAUCUUCCAAAUCAAAUGUUAUAUCCAGCCCAUUGAAAGGUGAUGCAGAUACCAAAGCUCACAUUACCCCGCCUCAUCUCAAGUUGGAUAACAUGGAGAAAGUCAAACUUGGGCCAGGUGCUCAGUUAGCAGAAAAGCCUGUCGAUGAAAACAAUGACCAAACUGUGCAUUUGGUGCAAGGGAAUGAAGCACUGGGACAGGGACAAAUAGAACAGACCAUUCUAGAAGGCACCUGGAACUUUCCACAAGUAGCAGAUGAUGUAAGCUUGGGCUCAUCCACUGAAGAUGAAAUAGUUGAUGCAGACGAUGAUUUGGUUUCAGCAUCUUCUCUACCUGAUGCAGACCUAACAUCUUUUGACACCAGAAGUCAAAGCUCUGCCAAGGCUGGUAUGGGAAAAAGCAUUUCAGGAAGCACAAAAUGGCUGCAGGAGGGUCUAAACAUUUGUGCAGGUAUGGGAUCUGAAACAAUAAAUAGUGAAUUUGUGCGGGAGCUGCCGACAAAAUUCAUGACAGUAGAAUCCUCAAAUAACAACAGAGAUCCAGCUUUUGAUGCAGAAUCAGUAGUGCCAUCAUCAUUCUCAACACAGGACAACUUUCAGGCAGAUCCAAGUGCUGCAGCAAGUUGUAAGAAUGAUACUGUUGGUAAAAGCAUUGAUGUUGAGGAAUGUGGGUCAGUGAAAGAGGCACUCCAGAGUUCAGGCUCUUCGAAAACAGAGUGUGGCAAAGGGGAUCUAGAUUUGUCUGUGGAAUUACACAUGAGAACAUCCAGUUGUGGCUCUGAUGUAACUACAAGUUCAUGGGGUUAUUAUGUGAAUGCUAUAUGCAGGUCACAGGAUGUUGCGUUCACUCAGACACAUGAUUUGAAUAACACCUUCAGGUCUUCAUUUGAAACAUCUUGGAGUGUUGAAUCUGACAUGUUAGAGGACUCUUCAAAGGUGUUAGGUCAAAAGUCGACACAAACACAGACUUCUAAAAGCUUGUUGAAAAGUCUAGUUUCUGGGAUGUCUGUAUUAAACAGACCAAGAUCAGUAACAGAACAGAGUGUUUCAACAAUGAGCCUUGGUGGAAAAGAUGAUUACAUUUACCGGGCGGCAAACCAGAUAUCAAAGGCUCAGAAUAGUCAAGCCAAUGGAAACUAUGAGGUGGCUUUUGCAUAUUACAAAAGUGGUGUGGGAAUUCUUCUCCAUGGAGUGCAAGGUGACACAAAUAAAUAUAGAAGAGAUGCAGUGAGAAGGAAAACAGCGCAGUAUUUAAUGAAGGCAGAGGACCUCUAUAACAGACAUCUAGCAGAUGACAACAUCGGUGAACUGAGAUGGGGGAUGGACAGCUUUCUUUCACCAUCACUAGAUCCAUCUUUUGCAUUUAUCAGAGGAUCUGCUAAGGAAUUGCGCAAUUUUCAGGUCUUAGGCACAAUUGAUAAAGUGAUUCUCGUGAGACACAAGGUCACAGAUGAGACCUUUGUGAUUAAGUCUAUCCCAAAAUCCACACUGGAUACUGGAUCUGCACAAAGUAUUCUGCCCACAUCAUGUCCAUAUAUGGUUAGCCUGCAUAGGUUUUUUGAAACAGAGGAUUCUGUGUUUUUACUUCUUCAGUAUGCAAGUGGAGGAAAGCUCUGGACGUAUAUAGGAGAUUAUUUGUAUGGUGAGAAAAAUGUUAGAGCCAAUUGUGGUGAAGAAAAAGUGAAUUCUGAAGAUGCUAGAUGUGUGUAUGCAGAAAACAAGUGGGAAACAGCACACGGAAGUGAAAACAUUGAGCAAGGAUAUUCCAGUUCGAAGGAUGUGAUAACAAAUGGUGAAACAAGAAGUGUUGAUCAGAACUUGGGAAGUAGUUUGCAAGCACAACUAUUUGAAUGUUCUGAUACUUUGAGAAUUUCAGAGCUAAGUUCAGAGAUUGGUAAUGUAGAUGCAACAGUUUAUUCAGCGAAAAGUUCUGGUUAUACUGACAGUUUUAGGGGUGCAUAUGAAGAGAAGGGCAGUUGUAGUUUAAAUGGAAGGGACAUUCUUACUAAGUUGAAUUCUGUGAAUUGUGAUUUAGAAGAUAAGAACAUUCUUACUGAUUCAAAUUCAAAUGAGAUGGCUCCAUCAAAUGGCAAAACUUCUUCUGCACUCCAAACGUUUUCAAGUUUUUCAGAUGAGUGUGCAUCUGUCAGUGAGCAGGACAGCAGUGUGAUAUCACCUGUCUCAUUACCAGAUGACAAGAGCUUUCAUUGCUUCCUGCAGAAGAAUCUAGCACCUUCUUAUGCAUUUUCAGCCAACAGUGCUGCCAGCUCUAACACAGAUCACAGGGUUUCAGUGUGUGAGAAAGUUAAUGACAUUUUAGCAGUGAGUGAACAUUGGAACUCACCAGAACAAAUGUCCUCAGACCAGAGUAGCUCUCAUACAGCAUUUUGUCUUUCCAGGAAUGAAGAUAAUUAUGGGGACAAUGUUUAUACAGUCAAUGCUACUGGAAGUGCUGUUAUUGACGACAAUUCUGAAGACAUCAUUACAAAAUCACAAGAAAUUCUUAUAGAUGAGAACAAAGUUAUUGAAGAAAUCAAUAGUAGAUUUAGUUGUUCUCAAUCGCAAAUCAAACCUCCCUGUCAGACUUCAUACAACACUGAAGAAUAUGUAGAUGUUACCAAGAAGUCUUCCAAGGAUAACAUAAGUCAGCAGAGUGACCAAAUAUAUGCUAGUACUUUGUCAGAUAGGUUGUGUGAUGGGGAAGGUCAGAACAGCUUGACUUCAGCUGAAUUUCUCAAUGCAAAAGAUAUAAGUGAUAAUUACCCCAAGAACACUUCACCUUUUUCAUCAGUGCUAAGUGCUACUCCUGUCUUAGACAGAAACAGGAAACAUCAUUCUCAAAGCUUUACUGGUAGCAUGGGUUCACUGUUCAAGCCGGCUGGCACUCCUCAGAGGUUAUCCUUAAGCCACUUGAGUUGCAAAGGUGUGGCCCGAUCUUCAUCGUUUGAGUCUGACUUCCGGUCUCCUUUACGUAAUAGAGCUAGAGAGGUGUCUGAUUCAUUUGAGCAGGUGGAUAUGUCCAGCAAAGACACAGUUCAAAUUCCAGAAUCCUUAAUCAAGAAGUGGAUUGCUCAGAUGGUAACUGCAGUUUCAAGACUUCAUUCAUUGGGUGUCAUUUGCAGAGAUUUAAAACCAAGCAAUGUUCUGCUUGGAGAUGGUGGCCAGGUGUUCUUGACCUAUUUUUGCAACCUAGGGCACGGUGAACAGGAAUUUGACUGGGCUGCAAAAGAGAAUUUUUAUGCUGCACCUG